UACAUCCCUGACGUCUACUGUACAUACACAUGAAUCAACACGAAUGACAGGACCAUGGAUGAGGCUAGGAAAGCAAUGUUAACAGUGCAAAACUUUUCCCAGUUUAUUGUAACUUUUCAUUAAUAUUUGCAGUUUUAAUUAAUCUCGUUUAAAGAUCUGAAAAUGCUACCGUAAAUGAAGCUUUAAUUGAUGUCAGUGUUCUUUUCCAUUGGUUUUAAUUUUCGAAUCAUAUUUGAUUAUGGCUGAUUUUGAUGCUAUUUACGAAGAAGAGGAGGAAGUAAAUGAGCAAAAUCUUGAAGAGCACUACAAUAUUAUGAUACCGGAUCCCAUUGUUGUUCGAGGUGGAGGAAAUAUGACAGUGUUUGGCCUCAGCAAUCGAUUUGAGGCAGAAUUUCCAAAUGGGUUGGUAUCACGUGUCGCGCCUGAAGAGUUUAAAGCAACAGUGAUGAGAGUAAAUAAUGUCCUCAAAAAGACUCUUCCUGUUAAUGUCAAGUGGCUAUUUUGUGGUUGCGUUUGUUGCUGCUGUACUUUAGGAUGUUCUUUAUGGCCUGUCAUAUGUCUUAGUAAAAGGACUCAGCAUUCUAUUAAUAAAUUGCUGGAAUGGGAGAAUAGCAGACUUUAUCACAAAUUAGGUUUACAUUGGAGAUUAUCAAAGCAAAGGUGCGAUAGCUCUUCUAUGAUGGAAUAUGUUCUUCUAAUAGAAUUUAUUCCUAAAAUUCCUCUUUAUAGACCGGACUAAGAAACGCAACUCUGGAAUUAUUUGAGCUUUAAGUUUAAGUUUUAUUACGCUAGUGAUCAUCUCAACGUAAUGUUAAAAUUUGUAACAUACAAUGUGUCUUGUUUGUAAAUAUUAUGUAUAAAAUUAUGUAGAAUAAUGAUGUAGAAAUGUAAUUUAUAUGCAGUGUA
Molecule: messenger RNA, 906 nt
Organism: Leptopilina heterotoma
Lineage: Eukaryota; Metazoa; Arthropoda; Insecta; Hymenoptera; Figitidae
Product: cysteine-rich hydrophobic domain-containing protein 2
Exons: 4
Coding region: 239-739 (166 amino acids)
Source: RefSeq, a predicted model, not a curated record